Molecule: messenger RNA, 4221 nt
Organism: Notolabrus celidotus (New Zealand spotty)
Lineage: Eukaryota; Metazoa; Chordata; Actinopteri; Labriformes; Labridae
Product: ATP-dependent RNA helicase DHX8
Exons: 23
Coding region: 64-3726 (1220 amino acids)
Biological process (GO): mRNA splicing, via spliceosome; spliceosomal complex disassembly
Cellular component (GO): catalytic step 2 spliceosome; intracellular anatomical structure
Molecular function (GO): ATP binding; RNA helicase activity; RNA binding
Source: RefSeq, a predicted model, not a curated record
CAGAAGGCGGAAGUCGGCCAAAUCCAAUAUGUCUGCCGUCUGUGACGCUCUCUGAAGAAAACAAUGCUCAUGGAGAUUGCAGACGGUGGAGUGGACGAGCUCUCGCAGCUUGAAUACUUGUCUCUGGUUUCUAAAGUUUGUACUGAGCUUGACAACCAUCUGGGAAUAAGCGACAAAGAUUUAGCUGAGUUUGUCAUCAGCCUUGCUGAAAAAGAGCCGACUUUUGAUGGAUUCAAGGCCCUGUUGCUUCAAAAUGGAGCAGAAUUCACAGACUCCCUCGUCGGUAAUUUGCUCAGGCUCAUUCAGACGAUGCGACCUCCAUCCAAGGCAUCAACCAGCAAAGGCUCUGAGGUGUCGCUCAAGCCCAAGUCAGAAAAGGACAAGUUGAAGGAGCUGUUUCCUGCACUGUGCAGAGAAAAUGAUCCAGCACCAAAAAGGCUUCUGGAUGAAGAUGAUGUGAAAGUCGCAGCUGAUGCCAUGAAGGAGCUGGAGAUGUUUAUGCCAAGUGUCAGCGGGACAGAGAAGAGCAGCAAGAGCAGGUCAGAAAAGAGCAGACGCAGUCGCAGCCGAAGCAGAGACAGAGACCGACACAGAGACCGCGACAGGGAUAGGGACAGAAAGAAGCGGCAUCGCUCUCGGUCCCGAUCCAGGUCCAGGUCACGCUCCAGGGACCGUGAUCGGCACAGAGAGAGAGACCGAGAUAGAGACAGAGACAGAGAUCGCGGCAAAAGGAGAGACAAAUCCUCCCGUUGGACUGAGCGUUCACCCAGUCCCAGAAAAGACCAAGACAGAGACUCUGACCGGUGGAAGGACAAGCAUGUGGACCGCCCUCCACCAGAGGAGCCCUCUGUGGGUGAUAUCUACAAUGGAAAAGUCACAAGUAUCAUGCAGUUUGGAUGCUUCGUUCAGCUGGAGGGGUUGAGGAAACGCUGGGAGGGUCUGGUCCACAUCUCUGAGCUGCGUAGAGAAGGACGUGUGGCUAACGUGGCUGAUGUUGUCAGCAAGGGCCAGAGAGUCAAAAUCAAGGUGUUGUCCUUCACUGGAUCCAAGACCAGUCUCAGUAUGAAGGACGUGGACCAAGAGACAGGAGAAGACCUGAACCCCAACAGGAGGAGGAACGUCGGCCCAGACGGAGGCGAGGAGAUCUCCAUGAGGAACCCUGACCGGCCGAGCAACCUGAACCUGGGCCACGCACCGGAGAUGGAGCAGGAUGACACGCUGGAGCGCAAGAGGCUCACCAAAAUAUCUGACCCAGAGAAGUGGGAGAUCAAACAGAUGAUUGCUGCCAACGUCUUGUCCAAAGAAGAGUUCCCUGACUUUGACGAUGAGACAGGAAUCCUUCCCAAAGUCGAUGAUGAAGAGGAUGAGGAUUUGGAAAUCGAGCUGGUCGAAGAAGAACCGCCGUUCCUGAGAGGACACACCAAACAGAGCAUGGACAUGAGCCCGGUCAAGAUCGUCAAGAAUCCAGAUGGCUCCCUGUCCCAGGCGGCCAUGAUGCAGAGUGCUCUCGCGAAGGAGAGACGAGAGCUGAAGCAGGCUGCUCGAGAGGCGGAGAUGGACUCCAUCCCCAUGGGGCUCAAUAAACACUGGGUUGACCCGCUGCCAGACGUUGAUGGGAGGCAGAUCGCAGCCAACAUGCGAGGCAUUGGCAUGAUGCCCAACGACAUCCCAGAGUGGAAGAAGCACGCGUUCGGAGGCAACAAGGCCUCGUACGGAAAGAAGACCCAGCUCUCCAUCCUGGAGCAGAGAGAGAGUCUGCCCAUCUACAAGCUGAAGGAGCAGCUCAUUCAGGCCGUUCACGACAACCAGAUCCUGAUUGUUAUUGGAGAAACCGGCUCCGGUAAGACCACACAGAUCACUCAGUACCUAGCAGAGGCCGGCUACACCACCAGGGGGAAGAUCGGCUGUACGCAGCCUCGUCGUGUGGCCGCCAUGUCCGUGGCCAAGAGAGUCUCUGAAGAGUACGGUUGCUGUCUCGGUCAAGAGGUUGGUUACACGAUCCGUUUUGAGGACUGCACCAGCCCUGAGACGGUCAUCAAGUACAUGACAGACGGUAUGCUGCUGAGAGAGUGUCUCAUCGACUCUGAGCUGGGCCAGUACGCCAUCAUCAUGUUGGAUGAAGCUCACGAGAGGACGAUCCACACUGAUGUCCUCUUUGGUUUGCUCAAAAAGACCGUACAGAAGCGCACAGACAUGAAGUUGAUCGUCACGUCAGCAACCCUAGACGCCGUGAAGUUCUCCCAGUACUUCUACGAAGCGCCCAUCUUCACCAUCCCAGGAAGAACAUAUCCAGUAGAGGUCCUGUACACUAAAGAACCUGAGACAGACUACCUGGAUGCCAGCCUCAUCACCGUCAUGCAGAUUCAUCUCACCGAGCCUCCAGGCGACAUCCUGGUGUUUCUGACGGGACAGGAGGAGAUCGACACAGCUUGUGAGAUCCUGUAUGAGAGGAUGAAGUCUCUGGGGCCGGAUGUUCCUGAGCUCAUCAUUCUGCCGGUUUAUUCUGCUCUGCCCAGUGAGAUGCAGACUAGGAUCUUUGACCCCGCCCCACCAGGCAGCAGAAAGGUCGUCAUCGCCACAAACAUCGCAGAGACCUCUCUGACCAUCGAUGGAAUCUACUACGUGGUGGACCCCGGCUUCGUCAAACAAAAAGUGUACAACUCUAAGACUGGAAUCGACCAGCUGGUGGUGACUCCCAUCUCACAGGCUCAAGCCAAGCAGAGAGCGGGUCGAGCCGGGAGGACAGGACCAGGGAAGUGUUACAGGCUCUACACAGAGAGAGCCUACAGAGACGAGAUGCUUACGACCAACGUGCCUGAGAUCCAGAGGACCAACUUGGCCAGCACUGUGCUCUCUCUGAAGGCUAUGGGCAUCAACGACCUCCUGUCCUUCGACUUCAUGGACGCUCCUCCCAUGGAGACUCUGAUCACGGCCAUGGAGCAGCUCUACACUCUGGGUGCGCUCGAUGACGAAGGCUUGCUCACACGGCUGGGAAGAAGGAUGGCUGAGUUUCCUCUGGAGCCCAUGCUGUGUAAGAUGCUGAUCAUGUCCGUCCACCUGGGCUGCAGUGAAGAGAUGCUCACCAUCGUCUCCAUGCUGUCCGUGCAGAACGUCUUCUACAGACCCAAGGACAAGCAGGCCCUCGCUGAUCAGAAGAAGGCAAAGUUCCAUCAGCCCGAGGGAGACCACCUCACUCUGCUGGCUGUCUACAACUCCUGGAAGAACAACAAGUUCUCCAACCCCUGGUGUUAUGAGAACUUCAUUCAGGCUCGAUCCCUGCGCAGAGCUCAGGACAUCCGGAAACAGAUGCUGGGAAUCAUGGACAGACACAAGCUGGACGUGGUCUCUUGUGGGAAAGCCACAGUGCGAGUCCAGAAAGCGAUCUGCAGUGGUUUCUUCAGGAACGCAGCCAAGAAGGAUCCUCAGGAGGGCUACAGAACACUUAUAGACCAGCAAGUGGUCUACAUCCACCCCUCCAGUGCCCUGUUCAACCGGCAACCUGAGUGGGUCGUGUAUCACGAGUUGGUCCUGACCACCAAGGAGUACAUGCGAGAGGUGACCACCAUAGACCCGCGCUGGCUGGUGGAGUUCUCCCCGGCCUUCUUCAAAGUUUCUGACCCCACACGUCUCAGCAAGCAGAAGAAACAACAGCGCCUGGAGCCUCUGUACAACCGAUACGAGGAGCCCAAUGCCUGGAGGAUCUCUCGUGCCUUCAGACGCCGUUAAGUCUGACGUUGUUCCAACCAAAGUCGAACGAUCUGACAGAGACGAAAGAAUCAGUAUCAUCUCAAUUCUGCGGUUUUCACUCCUCUUUUUUAAAUUUGUACACCUUGUACAUUUCCCCCCAGCAGGUCCUAAAUGCCCCUGAGUGUAAGUGGAGAUUUUAGUGUCAUUAUUUUAGAGAAUUUGGAGCCUUUAGCUUUUAAAAGCACUAAAACAAGAACAAAAAGAAAGCAUCCGCUCCUCUGUGAGACGAUUCUGACACAGCGGACUAUUUAUUUUGAUAUUCUGUAAAUUGUCAUCAUUUCUGACUUGAAAGAAUCACAGUGGGACCUUGUCAUGAGUCAGUGCUUGGAUGUAAGACUGUAAGGAUGAAACAGAGUAUACAUGUUUGGUAGAUUUUGUACUAAGACUAGGACAGUAUGAGCUCACUUGUCUGUUUUGCUAUGCGUGUCAGUGAAACAACGAAGAUGUGUCCUCAAUAAAGUCAAAGUUUUCUUA